Messenger RNA from Diaporthe citri, 918 nucleotides. RefSeq lists its product as uncharacterized. Lineage: Eukaryota; Fungi; Ascomycota; Sordariomycetes; Diaporthales; Diaporthaceae. Gene Ontology annotation, molecular function: oxidoreductase activity. Bases 1 to 918 code for a protein of 305 amino acids. The transcript has 2 exons. The record is from RefSeq and is a predicted model, not a curated record.
AUGGUGCAAAAAGUCCAUAACGUCGCCGUUGCCGGUGGCCGAGGAAACAUCGGUGCACCCGUGGUGGCAAACCUCCUCGCUCAUGGGUUCGAUGUUACAAUCCUCGUGCGCAAGUCCAGUGACACCAGCAGCUUGCCAGCUUCAGCCAAGGUCAAAAAGGUCGACUUCGAGUCCACUGAUGAUCUCACCGCGGCACUGGCUGGACAGGAUGCUGUUGUCGACUGCACGCUUGUGCAGGAUGAUACGCCCAAGCGCCUCAUGGACGCCUCCCUCGCCGCAGGAGUUUACCGGUAUAUCCCUUCGGACUGGAGCCUCGACCCACUUAACAAGGCCGCCAACUCCCUGCCGGUCUUCUCGAAGCGUGUUGAGCGGGAUAACUACCUCUACGAGAAGUGCAAGUCGUCGAAAGGUAGUAUGACUUGGACCAUCGUCGCAAACGGGCCAUUCCUGGACUGGAACCUUCGAACGGGUUUCGCUGGCAUCGACCUUUCCAAGAAACGAGCGGAACUCAUGGACGGGGGCGACAAUCGAGUUGUCUGGACGACUCUAGACUCGGUUGGGAAAGCCGUUGCGGGGAUCAUGGCGCACCCCGAAGAGACGCAGAACAGGCCGGUCUAUGUGCAGUCUGUCGUCAAGAGUUGUCAUGAGAUAGUCAAGCAUGCCCAGUCGGUGCUUGGGGCAGACGGAUGGCAGGUUAUCAACGUGAACGCGGAGGAGGCCAACAACAAGGCUUUGGCUGACCUGUUCAGCGGCAAGUUUGACAUGGCGACUUUUGGGACGUUGAUCAGAUACUCCAAUGCCAAGCCGGAGACGUUUUCUCCAUGGGAAAAGACCGACAAUGGGCUACUUGGGGUGCCAUCCAUGACGGAUGACGAAUUGGAGGGCUUGAUUAAAAAGAUCUCGGCAUCUGCAGCCUAG